Molecule: messenger RNA, 1755 nt
Organism: Zasmidium cellare ATCC 36951
Lineage: Eukaryota; Fungi; Ascomycota; Dothideomycetes; Mycosphaerellales; Mycosphaerellaceae
Exons: 4
Coding region: 1-1755 (584 amino acids)
Source: RefSeq, a predicted model, not a curated record
AUGAAGGGAGUCGUAGCUGCUCUCGGACUGCUAGGUGUGCAGCAGUUUGCGGCGGCGCAGAGCAGCACGGCGAAACCGACGAUAUGUCCCAUUCACGGCCAGCAGUUUCCGGCUCCUACAGGUCUGGCAAAGGAGACUGGCUUCUAUACAUUCACCCAGGAGAUCGAGGAUACGAUCAAGGCGAACCUCACCAAUGCGCCUUUCAAUGAAACGACGUUCUCUCUGGGCAUGUUCAGCACGACGGACGAUGGCCUCCUUUACGAGUAUCACCAUACGGAUCCAACAGUAGCCAACAGUACUGCGGGAACUCAGAAAGUCGAUGCGAACUCGAUAUACCGAAUCGCGAGCAUUACGAAGAUCCUUACGGUGUACCUGUGGCUCAUCAAGGAUGGGGACCGGCGCUUUAACGAUCCGAUUACGGACUUUCUUCCUGAGCUCAAGCAAGCGAAUGAGGUUGCGCAGCAGUAUGCCACGCCAGAUUGGGAGGAGGUGACGGUUGGGGAUCUGGCGAUGUAUCUUGCGGGUGCUGCUCGAGAUUAUGGACUGAACGACGUCGCUCUCAAAGGCUAUGUCACGUCGCUGCUUCCACCUUUAGCUGAAGAGGAACUCCCGAACAACCCUGCAAAUGGCAUAAAUGUGGCUGCGAGUGAGGAUCCGGUUUGCGGCUUCUUUACUGCUAAUCUGAGCUAUUCUCCUUGUUCUCGGGAUGUGUACCUCUCGCACAUCGGAACUCUGGCAGCCAGCUUUCCCUCGGGCUACACUCCUCUCUACAGUAAUGCCAAUUUCGCGCUUCUGGGCCUUGCAUUGUCGAGUCUGGUCGGUCAAUCCGAGGAAGAGAUCUUCGAUCAACAUCUGGUGAAGCCGCUUGGUUUGAACGGCACGACUUUUUCGAAUCCUUCUGAUGUGACCAAGAACUCUGUCGUGCCCAGCGGAGACUUGCAGAAGAGUGGCUGGAAGAAUGCUUUGGGCCCGUUGGAUGGCGCCGCUGGAGCUUUCUCGACUACGAACGAUCUCGCUGCUAUCGGCAAGUCUAUCUUGAACAGCACGCUCACUUCGAAAGCAGUGACACGCAGAUGGUUCACUUCGACCACGCUCAACGAGCGAAACGACCAGGCUGUUGGCCGUGGAUGGGAGAUCUUCAAACAACGAGUCAAUGGCCACUCGGUUGACCUCUACACGAAGAGCGGCAACUGGGGCGUGUACGCUUCCGUGAUCUUCCUGAUCCCCAGCUACAAUUUUGGCUUCAGCAUAUUGACAGCAGGCAACUCAGGCAAACUGCCAGAGGUGCUCUCAAACACACUCGUAGAAAACCUACUACCAGCGCUCGAGGACAUCGCAAAGCAACAAGCUGACCGGAACUUCGCCGGCCACUUCUCUUCAGAAAAGAGCAACACCUCCAUCACAGUCACGACCGACGACUGGCCAGCACUCAAAGUCACGCAAUUCGUCGCCAACGGCAUCGACCUCCUGGACAGCGUCUUCGCCCUCUUCGGCAAGGAUAUCGACUUCCGCCUGCUGCCCAGCCAUCUCUACAAGGGCAACCAAGUGGGCUUCUCAGGCGUCUACCAACCUCCGUCACCGCCUGCCCCGGCCGACGAGUUCUACUGGCCAUGUCAAACCUGGCUCGACAUUGACGACUUCACCUAUGCCAACGUCCCGCUCGGACAUCUUGUGUUCGAGGUUGAUGAAAGCGGCCGAGCUUGCUCGUUGCAGGCGAAGGCUCUGAGAGAGACGCUGCAGAGAAAGCAGGUAUGA